AUGUAUUUCGCCAUCACCCUCCUAGUCUCAGCGGCCACCCUGGCCCCUCUAGCUUUGGCCGGCAACGCCAUCGUCCAAAACGCCUGCACCGACCCCGUCUACCUCUGGUCCGUCGGUGGCUCAGUCGGCGAACGGCAAACCAUCGACCCAGGCGCCAAUUACACCGAGACCACCCACUACGACUAUGUCUCGGGUGGAAUCGCCAUCAAGAUUACCCGCACCGAGAACGGCAUGUACGACGGAAGCCCGCAGACCAAUUUCCAGUACGCGCUGACCGACCACCUGUACUAUGAUUUGAAUGAUGUAUACGGCGACCCGUUCUCUGGUAGUACGCUGGUUGUGCGUCCGUCCAUCGAUACUUGCAAUACCAUUUGCUGGGGUGGGGGCGUUCGGGCGAUGGUCACGAGUCAGACGGAGGCUUGUAGCACGGACACGGAUAUUACGUUGACGCUGUGUGCGGAGUCGUGCUAG
Penicillium daleae is the source of this 471-nucleotide messenger RNA. RefSeq names its product putative BYS1 domain protein. The record is from RefSeq and is a predicted model, not a curated record. NCBI's taxonomy places the organism in Eukaryota, Fungi, Ascomycota, Eurotiomycetes, Eurotiales, Aspergillaceae. The transcript has a single exon. Bases 1 to 471 code for a protein of 156 amino acids.